UGUAUGUAGGUUGUGACCCGUCUUUUGACCAGUGUUGAGGUGAACAGUGUCUCUAUACUAUGGAUGGUACCUCAGUAUUUUAUUAUUAUAUCUAUUUGUAGGUUGUGACUCGUCUUUUGACCAGUGUUGAGGUGAACAGUGUCUCUAUACUAUGGAUGGUACCUCAGUAUUUUAUUAUUAUAUCUAUUUGUAGGUUGUGACCCGUCUUUUGACCAGUGUUGAGGUGAACAGUGUCUCUAUCUUAUGGAUGGUACCUCAGUAUUUCAUUAUUAUAUCUAUUUGUAGGUUGUUACCCGUCUCUUGACUAGUGUUGAGGUGAACAGUGUCUCUAUCCUGUGGAUGGUACCUCAAUAUUUUGUGGUGACUGUUGGAGAAGUCCUCUUUUCCAUCACAGGCCUCGCUUUUGCAUACUCUCAGGCCCCCAUCACAAUGAAGUCGGUGGUUCAGGCAGCUUGGUUGAUGACAACAGCAGUAGGAAGUUUGGUGGUUGUUAUUGUAGCUCAGGUUCAAUACUUUACAUCACAAGUAGCUGAGUUUAUGUUCUUUGCUGCUCUGAUGGCCCUGGCCACCAUUAUGUUUAUAGUCAUGUCCUGUUUUUACACCUACUAUAACACUAGUGGUCAGGGGAAUGGCCUGGGGGAUAAAGAAGAAUUAAUUAUUGCAGAGGAAAACGAACACAUUCCACUGAAGGAUUCUAAUCAUCCUAAAAAUAAGUGAGCGUUCAGAUUCUACACUAGGAAUAUUUGAUCUACUCAACUGUCCAUUGUUAUUGCUACAUGUAUACAUAAAAGCACCUGUGUUUAUGUUAGUCCUCAAUUUAUUAUCGUGGAGAAUAUAUACAU
Molecule: messenger RNA, 842 nt
Organism: Saccostrea cuccullata (small rock oyster)
Lineage: Eukaryota; Metazoa; Mollusca; Bivalvia; Ostreida; Ostreidae
Product: solute carrier family 15 member 1-like
Exons: 3
Coding region: 340-717 (125 amino acids)
Biological process (GO): dipeptide import across plasma membrane
Cellular component (GO): plasma membrane
Molecular function (GO): dipeptide transmembrane transporter activity
Source: RefSeq, a predicted model, not a curated record